Messenger RNA from Oncorhynchus mykiss (rainbow trout), 1790 nucleotides. NCBI's taxonomy places the organism in Eukaryota, Metazoa, Chordata, Actinopteri, Salmoniformes, Salmonidae. The record is from RefSeq and is a predicted model, not a curated record.
ACCGCGAAAAACAACAGAUGUUUACAUGCCACAGUAUCCCAUCUAAAAUCAACAUAUCCCAGGCAUUUUGUCCUGGUUUCACAUAACCGGGAUACAAGUUUUUUCGGGUUAUUGUAAACGGGAUAUGAUGUUUAUAUGCAUCAACUCAAAAACAGAAUACUUAAGUAUCCCGAAUAAUAACGGGAUAUUGGUGUGCAUGUAAACGUGGUCACUGACUGGUCAAGGGAGUAGUCCUGGUUUAAUCGGACUAUAAGACUUUAAACCUCGUAUGUAAGAUACUUAGACCUAUUCAUAGCUACUCGAUCUGUAUCACUGCUGGUGCUAUAACAACAUUUAAAGCAACCCAGUUCAAGAAGACGAGACAGACUCGAUAAACUCAUGAUUUACCAGGCUAAAAUGUAAUUGUCUUGCCUGGGGUGGUCAAAUUAUUUUGGCAACAGUUGAUAAGAUGUGGAAAGAAUUGAAGAAAAACCAGCUCGUCAAGUACGGCGCUGUGACCACAGUGUCAACCAUCAGCUAUGUUUUACUGAGAAAGUGGAUCGCCGGUGGGAUAUGCCACAGCCGUGCCAAGCUGCAUGGAAGGACUGUGGUGAUCACUGGUGCCAACACUGGUAUCGGCAAGGAGACGGCCUGGGAUAUGGCCAUGAGAGGGAAUGUGAUGAGGGUGUUCUCAGACGGACGGUACUGCGUGUUCUCAGGAGCCCGGGUGAUUAUGGCUUGCCGAGACCUCACCAGGGGAGAGGCCGCUGCAACAGAGAUCCGCAGUUCUACUGGAAAUACUAACGUGGUGGUGCAACAACUAAACCUGGCCUCCCUCGGGUCAGUACGACAGUUUGCCAGGGAAUUCAUUGCCACGGAGACCCGUCUGGACAUACUUAUCAACAACGCAGGUAUAAUGCUAUGUCCCAAAAGCUUCACAGUGGACGGGUUUGAGAGUCAAUUUGCUGUCAAUCACCUAGGUCACUUCCUAUUGACCAAUCUUCUCCUGGACAUGCUGAAAGCCUCCAGCCCCAGCCGCGUCGUCACUGUGUCUAGCAUCGCUCAUCAAGGCGGGAAAAUCCACUAUGAUGACCUUAACUUUGAUAAGAAGGGGUACAACUCAGUAAUUGCCUACAAGCAGAGUAAACUGGCCAACCUCCUCUUCUCCAGGGAGCUGGCACGAAGGACCAAAGGUACUGGAGUGACGUCGUAUUCCCUGCACCCCGGGGUUAUCCGGACAGAGCUGUGGCGCCACUCGCAGUCAAAGUACCCCAUGCUGAGUUCCAUGCUGUCAGCCCCCGCCUGGCUCCUGAUGAAGACCCCCAGGGAGGGGGCCCAGACCACCAUCUACUGCGCCGUCACUGAGGGGCUGGAGGAGAAGAGCGGCUACUACUUCAGUGACUGUCAGGUAAAGGAGCCAGCUCCUGAGGGGAGAGAUGAUCUUGCAGCACUGAGACUAUGGGGCGUUAGCGCCGGGCUAGUGGGACUCAAUUAAAACAACUGAACAACUCACCUUGCAACACGGUGCCACUCCCAACCCCACCUGACAGAACCCUCACGGAUACUGGCAUUUUUAAAAAUGUUGGUUCUUAACUUUCAUAUCAGAAGAUAUCCUGUAUCCUAUAUAUAUCCUGUAUUCUACACAUUUUCUAUAUUCUAUAUUUUUUGAUGUUGUAUUAUAAUACAGUAUAUUUUGAUCAAACAUUUUUUUUCUGUAUUUUAUUGUAUUGAAGCUUAUUCUCGUUACAAUGGUCUUCAUGCUGAAAUUCUGUAUUUUUCAUGUUUUCAUUAAAAAAAAUGUUAUUUUGCUU